AUUUCUAAGCCUUUUUCUUAAAAAAAAACUGAAAGAACCCAGAUUUAAUCGAUUUUUUAUGCUUUGGGGGCGUGAGACAAGGUAUAGCGCUACCAGCUUUCCAUCUUACUACACCUCAUGAAACAAACUAUAGUGACAUCUUUUGCUUAUAGUUCCGAAGCUCGCCCGUUUUUCUUAUAAAUUACAAGUGGAGUUUUUGUUUAUGGAAAGUGUUGGAACUCGUUUUUGACAAAGUGGUGUGGACUAUUUUCCGAUGGGUUUUUCGACGGAGACGUCUGUCGGAAAAACCGGAACUUGGGCACGAUGUAUUUGUUAGUCAAAAUCGGAGUUGUGUUGAAUGAGAAAUGGAGGUCCAAAGCUUCUGAUAAAGUGACGCAAAUUCAGAAGAUUAUUUGCAGUUGUAUCCUGGGACUCAUUACGUUAUCGAACCGUCGCACUACGGGACGUAUUUUGAGAGAAGUGAAGCCACCCAAGCGAAGGAGGAAGAAGAGGAAAGUAGCGGUGGCCGCAGGAGAUGGAAGCAACUGCAUGCUUAGGAAGAGAAAGCUUACUGAUGAGCAAGUGAACAUGUUGGAGAUGAGGUUUGGUGAUGAGCACAAGCUUGAGUCCGAGAGAAAAGAUAAAAUUGCGGCGGAGCUAGGGCUUGACCCUCGUCAAGUUGCCGUUUGGUUUCAAAACCGUCGUACGCGGUGGAAGAACAAAAGGCUAGAGGACGAGUACAACAAACUCAAAAACGCACAUGACAACGUGGUUCUCGACAAGUGCCGACUUGAGUCAGAGGUCCUUAAGCUCAAGGAACAUCUCUAUGAUGCAGAGAGGGAGAUCCAAAGAUUGGCAGAAAGAGUAGAAGGAUGCUCGAGCAACAGUCCAGUUUCUUCUUCGGUCUCCAUCCAACACAACGAAACACCGUUUUUUGGAGACUAUGAAGUCGAAGAAGACGGUGACGACUACGAUAACAUGGUUUAUCCGGUGCCGGAAAACACCUACAUUGAUCAUGGAGAGGAAUGGAUGAAUUACCAGCUUAAUAUAAUAUUUUAAUUGUAUCAGUUAGUGCCGUGAACUAGGAAUAUUAUUGAGUAAAUCAAAUUAAGACUGGCUGCUGAAUUUCUAAUAUACAAAUAAAUAUAACGCUGAUAUAUUUCACGCUAGUGUAAUUUGGCAAAUAUUGUAUCUAAGCAACAGUUGCUUAUGUAAUUUUGAGCCACUUUUUCUGGCAUAUAUGAAAUUCGAAGAAAAAUAUGUAUUA
This is a messenger RNA of Raphanus sativus (radish), 1246 nucleotides long. RefSeq names its product homeobox-leucine zipper protein ATHB-40. Bases 304 to 1038 code for a protein of 244 amino acids. Gene Ontology annotation, molecular function: sequence-specific DNA binding; DNA-binding transcription factor activity, RNA polymerase II-specific. Gene Ontology annotation, cellular component: nucleus. NCBI's taxonomy places the organism in Eukaryota, Viridiplantae, Streptophyta, Magnoliopsida, Brassicales, Brassicaceae. The transcript is spliced from 4 exons. The record is from RefSeq and is a predicted model, not a curated record. Gene Ontology annotation, biological process: positive regulation of DNA-templated transcription.